Sclerotinia trifoliorum is the source of this 3645-nucleotide messenger RNA. The record is from the annotation of a GenBank genome assembly. Lineage: Eukaryota; Fungi; Ascomycota; Leotiomycetes; Helotiales; Sclerotiniaceae.
UUGAAAAGGGGUAAAUGAGAUAUGCAGAUAUACUUGAUCACAUCCUCUCUUGAUUCAUAAGUUUUCUAGACCCCUCCAAAUUAUCAUUGUCACCAAAGAUAAGCUCAAUAUUGAUAUUAAGUCCGUGCUGACUAAGAGUAAACUCACCAAAUUUGAAGUUGCAGGCGCGUUUCACGAUCGCGUCCGCUCCAUCUCUCGGACUUUUUUUUAAUUUAUGCGACGGAUUUUAAGGUGAUAUGAAUGAUGCCUCCUCUAAAGUCAUGGAUUUUGUAAGUUUGCCCACACUCUUUCCGCUGGAAACUUGGUACUUGGUGCAUCUCACUCAUAUCUUGGGUCUAUGCACAAAGCAGGAUUUCUAGAAAGUAGCAUGUUUAACUGACAACUUCUUCCCAUAAUAGUGGCAACGUUUGAUAGCGGGCACCUCGCUAGCGCCGGCUAGCAGCAAAGUUACAUUAAACAAUCCAGAGAAACGUGUAGCCAGGUUUAAGAGGGAAUAUAAUCGUCUUUUGGUAAGUGUGCUCAUCUGCGGAUGGUUGGGGGAACGGUAGGUGGGAAUAGUGUGAUGGGAGAGCUAACCGGGGAUAUGAUAUAGCAAUUAUGGCGCGGUGCCACGAAUCUAGCUCGAGAUUAUGAAGCAGCAGAACAAAUACGAAUCUGUCUUUCUGAAAUCACUCGAGUGCUGAGCGAUGAGUCUCGUCGCCCUUUACCACAUCCAUGCAUAGGUUUCGCGGCGGAAAAACAAAUAUACAUCUCGAUUGGGAAGAUAGCUACAACGUCUUAUAAUGAGGGGGUCAUUAGGGAGGCGGUAUCUCUCUUUGCUGCAUUGCUUGAUAGUGAGGAGGAGAAUUUCGUCGAGAAUGAUGUGUUUGCCAAGAGUUUGAUGAACUUGCUGAUUAAAAUCACCGGAUCAAGUAAUAUCCAUCUGGGCUCGGAACUCGCCGUAGAGGUGGUGGAGUUGUCAUUUAAUAUCACAACGAAGAUUAGGCUUGAACCAGAUAUCUUGCCGGUUUGGUUUACGUCACAGCGAAGGGAUGAGGAUGCUGCAAAAGCGUAUACUGCGGAUCCGCAUGAGAAGUUUGCCGGGAAGACGCAUAAGGAGGAUUUUCAACUGUUUUAUCUGCUGAUCGAUUACAUACAUGAGGAAGGGAGGUGUGGGGAUUUCGCAAGGACGGGUCUUCUUUACAUUAUCGAAGCUGCUUCGAAUGAUGUGGCGUUGGAGCAAUGGAUAGUUGAGAGUGAUUUGGCUACUCUUAUGGCUACGGGUCUCGGUGCGCUUUACAGUCAGCUCAGUCGAAAACUUGUUAUCGAUCAUCCCCCGGAUGCAUUACCUCCUGUUCUAGCACUUUCGGAUUAUCGACAUCCUCUAACAACCCAUGAGAUUGUGAGCUCAGUCGAUGAGGAUUAUCAAUCGCAUAUGGAAACUUUUCUUUCACAUUUGGUCUUCUGGCAGGAUGUUCUGAAUCAUUGCAAAUCCAUGGAGGUUAAACAGACACUUCUGGAACACUUUCAAGUCAUAUUCCUACAGCAACUUCUGUAUGAGCUCCUAAUCAUUUUUCAACUACUAAGACUAAUGUUCAUAGUUAUCCAUCAUUACUCGAAUCUUCAGAUGUUGAUGGCGGUUCUUCGGUUGCAGUCUUGACAUAUUUAAGACGAAUUCUGGAAUCUUUGGAUCAUCCUGAUAUGAUUCAUCUUAUACUUCACUACCUACUUGCUUUACCUGAGACCACACCAGCCCCUUCAGGAUCGAAAGCAUCAGUGAGCGCAGCAAGGAAGCGAAAAUCUUUAGAUCUUGCAACAUUAGUGGCUUUACAGGUAGAAGGGGGCGCACCUGCAUUGUACAAUCUGGUGGAUCUUAUUUUAGGAAGUCUUCGAUCAGAAAGUUCACAGACUGUAACCGUUACUUUACAGCUUGUGUCUGUUAUUUUGAAACGACAUCAUCGAUAUGCUGUAACUACACUACUUCGAACCGGUCAGGUAUUAAGUGAUGGACCGCAACGUUCAAUCGCAGCUCAUGAAAGAGAAAUUGAGUGUUUACUCACAAUGGCUGAAGACCUUGGUGGCGAUGAUAGCUUUGAUGAAGUGUAUGAAAAUCAUAUCAAAGAUAGUAUGAACACUUUGGAGAGUCAUAAUUGUUCUAUAGCACUUGUUGCGCCUAAAUCAGCUGGUGGAACGACGAAAUUCCCAGGUUCGCAAGCAACAAUUCCUGGUGCUCCGAAAGAUAUUCGACCACAUACUUUGAGACCUGAAGAUCCUGUUCUUUUGAUUUUACUCGACAUUUUAUCGACAUUUUUCAUAAAUUCCGUCGAAACAAAUCUUUCAUUGACAGCUGCAAUUAUUGAUCUGGCAACAUGUGGUUUCAUGAGUGUGGAUGGAUGGCUCUUACCUGAUCCUUCAAAAUAUGUAUAUGAAGAAUCCGAAGAAGGAAGAACAGAUGAAAUAAUGGAUGAUCUUCUGCUUGCUAAUGUAGGAGAUCCGGACGAAAUUUUAGAAAAAGCACAGAUCCGUGCUCUCAAACUAACGCAACGUCGUCUCAAAUGGUCAGAAACUCCAAAACCAGAAUUACUCACCCGACUCGAUAUGCUCGUCGAUCAAGUUAACAGUUAUCGUAACGAAAUUCCUCGUUUCGAAGAUAUCCUCCAACAACGUCGAGAUGCUUUCCAACAAGCGGCAUCCAUGUCCACUCCAGUCCGUCAUCGGCCCAGAAGUCAACGCGAAUCAUCCACCCACCGAGGAUCACCUCCUCGUCAAUCCGCCCUCGAUAAAGUUGCCCAACGCAUCUUCUCUGGUGACUUCAAUACACCCUCUCGGUCGGACUCUCCACAGACUCGCGGCCGUCCUUCAAAUUCUGGUCGUGAACAAAGAAGCACGAGUGGUAGUCAUGGUUUAUCAACACCAAUUAAUCAUACUUUGAAUCCCCCGCCUCAAUUUCCUAUGGGUGUUGAAUCACCAAUUAGAGGUACCUCGCAAUCGAGAAGUCAUGAUGAGGAUAUGAAUAGACAGUCGAGAAUUCUUUUACCUAUUCAGACAGCGGCAUUUUCGGCUAUUGAUCAGGGGAUCUUGAACCGAAUGGUAGGAAUUCCAAAACCUUCGAAAAAAGACAUUGUGGUACCAAUACCAUUUCCGGAUCUUAAGAAUUUAAAAACUAGGGUAAGAGAUACGGGGGCAUCGGAAACGACGGAUGGAGCAGUGGAAAGUAAAACGCUAGUAGAGAACUUUGAGUUGGAUAGUAGUGGAACGGAGGGUAGCAAGGAUUCGAAGGGAAAGGUGUUGGAUGGAGAGGAAGUAGAGGAUAAGAAGGAGGAGGAUGUCGAUGGAGAGGUAAAGGAUCUUAGUGCAGAAGCAGAGGAUGUUGAUGCAGAAGAAAAAGAAGAUAAGAAAGUUAGCGUUAGUCAUAUUUUGACUAAUGUUAUAGUGUUGCAGGAGUUUCUAUUGGAGUUGGCGGCGUUGGUGCAAGUUAGAGCGGGUUUGUUUGGGGAAGUUAAGUUUGUUUAGAGGUUUUAGAAGCUGGGUUUUGUUGGGUAGAUGGAUGGGGGUAGGCGAUUGAGAUGUGAUGUUGGGUGAGAAAAAGAGAAGAAGGAAGAAGGAAGAUAGAGAGAGGUUGGGGUUGGGGGGAGAGGGAGAGGGAGAGAUAGAAGAAAGUAGAAA